AUAGUAUGACAAAAAGUCAGCAGAAAUCACAAUAAAAAUCACGAUUCCUUUUUUAUCACGGAAGGAAAAUUGAGGAGUAUUAUUUACAAAAUUUAUUAUGUGAUACUCUGUAGCUAUCCUCGACAACAUUGCAGUCAUGGCCGUGAAUUUGGAAAGCUGUGACAGCUUACCUCCCGACGAAGAGCCCAAAUUGAAAUACGACAGACUGGCGAAUGAUGUUCAAAAUAUCUUAUUGAAAGACGCAGUGAGCUGUAUUUGUGUGCACACUAAGUUUAUUUGCUUGGGAACACAGUGGGGAGUGAUACAUUUACUGGACCAUGAAGGGAACACGGUACCUAUAUCGCAAGAUGGGAAGACUAAAGAGUUACAGGCUCAUGCGAUAGCUGUGAACAGAAUCUCGGUGGAUCAGAACGGUGACUACAUCGCCAGCUGCUCGGACGACGGCAAGGUGCUGGUGUACGGGCUGUACUCUGACGACAACACUCACAACCUCACUCUGGGCAGGGUCAUCAAGUCUAUUGCUUUGGAUCCAUUUUACUUCAGGUCUGGCUCGGGGAGGAGAUUUUUAACAGGUGACACCAAAUUAACGCUAUAUGAGAAAACAUUUUUAAACCGGCUUCGUAGCACAGUGCUGUGUGAAUGCGAAGGCUACGUGCAGGCCAUGUCGUGGCACGACCGCUUCGUGGCCUGGGCGAGCGAGGUGGGCGUGCGCGUCUACGACCUGGUGGCACGUUGCUCCCUCGGCCUCAUCCAGUGGGAAAAGACCUCCAUUGAAGACUAUCGUUGCAAUCUCCUCUGGCCUGCCCCCAAAACACUCAUGAUUGGCUGGGUUGACACCAUCAGGAUAUGCGUCAUACGAAAACGAAGUCAAAUCGAACUUCAAACACGAGAUGUCACUGAGUAUUUAGUGGAUCCCGUGUACACAUUCCAAACUGACUACUUCAUCAGUGGUCUCGGCCCCUUGGACGAUCAGUUGGUAUUGCUAGGAGUGCCCAAAGAAUGCGACCCUGAAACUGGUAAGGCCCAAAGGCCAGUUCUUACUGUCGCGGAUUAUAAAGACUGUGAAUUUUGUGAGGUAUCAACAGAUUGUCUGAAUAUUCGCGGAUACGAAGAAUAUUCUUGCAAUGACUAUUAUUUAGAUAUGCUUAUAGAGGAAAACCGAUUUUUCAUAGUAUCUCCCAAGGACAUAGUAGUAGCCAGUCCUUACGAUAUUGACGAUAGAGUCAAAUGGCUUACAGAGCAAGGUCGAUUUGAAAAAGCAAUAACUGUUCUUGAAGAGGUAGGCGGCAAGACAUCGAAACAUUCUGUGGUCGCAGUGGGGGUGCAGUACCUGGACCACUUGAUGACCGAACAGCUGUACGAGGAGGCGGCCAUACUGUGCGCAAGAAUAUGCAAGAAUGAUAAAGUCUUGUGGGAGACGCAAAUAUUGAAGUUUUCUGAAGUCAACCAGUUACGAGCUAUUAGCCCCUAUGUGCCCAAAACCCCUGAACAAGCAUUGAGCUCUCAUAUGUACGAAUUAAUAUUUUACGAAUAUCUGAAGUUAGAUUCUCAGGGGUUCCUGAAACUAGUUCAAGAAUGGAACCCCGCAUUAUACAAGACUGGCGUAAUUGUAAAGGAAGUCUUGGAACAUCUGUUAAAUACAGAGGUAGACAAAAAUAUUUAUUUAGAAGCUUUGGCUCUUCUGUAUUGUUACCAAAAGAAAUAUGACAAAGCUCUGACGACGUACUUGACGCUCCAGCACAAAGACGUGUUCACACUGAUCACGCAACACAACAUGUACAACGUCAUCCACGACAAGAUACUGGACCUCAUGACCCUCGACUGUGAUAAAGCUAUCUCAGUACUGGUCGACAAGACCAAGGUACCUGUAGAAGUAGUAGAAAAACAACUCGCUAAUCACGAUCUGCUGCUGUUUAAAUACUUAGAUGCUUACAGCAAACAUGAACCAAAUGGCAGGUAUCAUGGAAAAUUAGUUAGGCUUUACGCUAAAUAUGCGAGAGAAAAACUUCUUCCAUUUUUAAAAUGUAGUGAUAAUUAUCCAAUCCAAGAAGCUCUGGAUGUGUGUCAAAGUAAUGAAUUUUACCCUGAAAUGGUGUUCUUGCUGGGGAGGAUCGGAAAUACUAGGGAAGCUCUGCAAAUCAUCAUAGAGCAACUAAAAGACAUAAAUCAAGCUAUCAAUUUCUGUCAGGAACAUAAUGAUAAGGAACUAUGGACAGACCUCAUCAAACGCACAGUGGACAAGCCUGAGUAUGUGACAUUGUUGCUCAAGAGAAUAGGCAACUAUGUUGAUCCAAGGAUGUUAAUACAGAAUAUACAAUCUGGAUGUGAGAUAAAGGAUUUAAAGGACUCAUUAGCAAAGAUGAUGUGUGAUUACCACCUUCAGCUUUCGGUUCAAGAAGCAUGUAAAGUGAUCACUUUACGAAACUAUUUUGAGUUACAUCAAAAGUUAAUCAUCAACCAGCAAAGAGGUAUAUCUGUAACAGAUGACUUCAUGUGUUGCGUGUGCCAAGGUCGCAUCAUAAUUAGGGACUUGUCAAACGCCUCCGAUUUGAUGGUUUACAACUGCAGGCAUUCAUUCCACAAAGAGUGCCUUCCUGAGGGAGUCCAGUGCCAGACUUGUACAGUGUGCAGUGCCGUUAAAAUGUGACCCGUAUCACUAGCUCAACUCUUAGAUAGAUAUUGUAUAUAUAAUUAAACGAUAUUUUUCCAUCAUAAACGUGUAUAAUUAUGUUAAUCAAACUAAUUAUUUAAAAUGUUUAUCAAUGUUUGGUGCUUUUAUAAUGAAGUGGCUUGUAUUAUUUUUCCCUGUAUUAGAUAAACCCAAAGUAACAAUAAAUCCCAAAAAAAUA
This is a messenger RNA of Helicoverpa zea (corn earworm), 2849 nucleotides long. RefSeq names its product vacuolar protein sorting-associated protein 41 homolog (gene lt). Lineage: Eukaryota; Metazoa; Arthropoda; Insecta; Lepidoptera; Noctuidae. Gene Ontology annotation, cellular component: late endosome; HOPS complex. The record is from RefSeq and is a predicted model, not a curated record. The transcript has 2 exons. The coding region runs from base 137 to 2647 and encodes 836 amino acids. Gene Ontology annotation, biological process: macroautophagy; cellular response to starvation; vesicle-mediated transport. Gene Ontology annotation, molecular function: protein binding.